Messenger RNA from Jaculus jaculus (lesser Egyptian jerboa), 1880 nucleotides. RefSeq names its product tetraspanin 33 (gene Tspan33). Gene Ontology annotation, cellular component: membrane. The record is from RefSeq and is a predicted model, not a curated record. NCBI's taxonomy places the organism in Eukaryota, Metazoa, Chordata, Mammalia, Rodentia, Dipodidae. The transcript is spliced from 8 exons. The coding region runs from base 33 to 884 and encodes 283 amino acids.
CCCCCCCCCCCCGCCGGGGGCAGCGGACGACCAUGGCGCGGAGACCCGGAGCGCCAGCCGCCUACGGGGAGGAGUUCUCCUUCGUCAGCCCGCUGGUGAAAUACCUGCUGUUCUUCUUCAACAUGCUCUUCUGGGUGAUUUCCAUGGUAAUGGUGGCCGUGGGUGUCUAUGCCCGGCUCAUGAAGCAUGCGGAAGCAGCCUUGGCCUGUCUGGCAGUGGACCCUGCCAUCCUGCUGAUUGUGGUGGGUGUCCUCAUGUUCCUUCUCACCUUCUGUGGCUGCAUCGGAUCCCUCCGAGAGAACAUCUGCCUCCUGCAGACGUUCUCCCUUUGCCUCACCAUCGUGUUCCUGCUACAACUGGCUGCUGGUGUCGUGGGCUUCGUCUUCUCGGACAAGGCUCGGGGGAAAGUGAGUGAGAUCAUCAACAAUGCUAUCGUGCAUUAUCGUGAUGACUUGGAUCUGCAGAACCUCAUUGACUUUGGCCAGAAGAAGUUCAGCUGCUGUGGAGGGAUUUCCUACAAAGACUGGUCUCAGAAUAUGUACUUUAACUGCUCAGAGGACAACCCCAGCCGAGAGAGAUGCUCUGUGCCUUAUUCCUGUUGCCUGCCUACCCCCAACCAGGCAGUGAUCAACACUAUGUGUGGCCAAGGUAUGCAGGCCCUUGACUACUUGGAAGCUAGUAAAGUCAUCUACACUAAUGGCUGUAUUGACAAGUUGGUCAACUGGAUACACAGCAACCUAUUCCUACUUGGUGGUGUAGCACUGGGCCUGGCUAUCCCCCAGCUGGUGGGAAUCCUGCUGUCCCAGGUCCUCGUGAAUCAGAUCAAAGAUCAGAUAAAGCUGCAGCUCUACAACCAACAGCACCGGGCUGACCCCUGGUACUGAGAAUUCUCUCUGCACUUCCUCACCAUGGCGACAGGCAAGCUUGACACGUGUGCGCGCGCGCACACACACACCAACCGCAGAGGAUGCUGAGAACCGCGCCUGACCGAGCUCUGGGUUCCAGGCUGCCGGCCACGAGGACCCAGAGGAAAGCAAGCGAACUCCAGCUGGGCAGAGGGCAGGGCACGCAGGUGGCUCCGCUGUCCAAAGCAGGAUGUGCCUCAUCUCACCCAUUCUAGCCCUUGCCAUCAUUAGAGACUUAGUUUCUACUGUUCCUAACCGGAGGCAUUUGGAUUUACAUUUUGAAGUUUUGUUUGGGAAACAGCAGUGGCACAGAGAGCUUAGGGGAUUUUUUUUUUUUUUUAAAGCGGAGGUACAACAACAGACAGCCCUGUUCUGGCUUCUGCUGAGCUUGGGUGGACAGACCUAAGAGUCUGCGCCAGGGAGACCUGGCUGUGGAGAGUAGACCCUAGCAAGCCCUGCCUGGAGUCCAGUUGGCAUGCUACCAGCUCCAAAGGGAAGGGAGUGGAACAGGCAGAGGGGGAGCCUGGGGAUAGGCCAGGGACAGCUGUGUGUGCCAGUGUUAAGAGUGGUAGGGGAUAUGUUUACCAAACGCUCGCUUUGCCAUCCUACCAGGUAGUCAGAGUGAGCUACAUCCUGCCCCUCCCUCAUUUCCAUGGAAACGUGGCAGCCAGGGCAAGGGGUACAACACAGCCAAACUCAUCCCCACCCCCUUCUAAAAAAUGUUCGGAACCAUGGUCCUAUAUUCUUCAAUCGGCAGAAGUAGGACAGUCAUACAGACCCUUGAAUUCCUCUCUGUUUGCCUCCCCCCUCCAGCAAGUGGGGUUUAACUUGGCAAUGUGCAGAGGAGUGGCAACGUCCCCGCCCCCGCACCUCCAUUCUCCUGCACCAGAACUCUGCGUUUCUACAGUGUAAGGAUGAGAACUCUUGCUGGGGUUGGGAGGAGCCAGAAGUGGCAAUAAAAGUUUGCUGACCUGG